This is a messenger RNA of Centropristis striata (black sea bass), 2891 nucleotides long. RefSeq names its product ezrin a (gene ezra). The transcript is spliced from 13 exons. The coding region runs from base 352 to 2127 and encodes 591 amino acids. The record is from RefSeq and is a predicted model, not a curated record. Gene Ontology annotation, molecular function: actin binding; cell adhesion molecule binding. Gene Ontology annotation, biological process: positive regulation of early endosome to late endosome transport; regulation of organelle assembly; regulation of cell shape. Gene Ontology annotation, cellular component: apical part of cell; cytoskeleton; microvillus. Lineage: Eukaryota; Metazoa; Chordata; Actinopteri; Perciformes; Serranidae.
UAGUACGUCCGGGCUUAUAUAGCCUUGCAUGCUCCGAUCAAAGGUCAUCAUUUCCGGUGCUGAGACAGGUGAUUGUCUUUAGGUGGAGCUGUGCGUCUUUCCCUGCCGGGUGGUCACGCUGGAGGUAAGCCUGUCAGUUUGUGUGAUAGUAACCAAGUCGAACCUCCCACGUCACUGCGAGUGAUCUACAGCCGAGUUCAAAGGACACAAGCCCUGCCCUUGAGUCUGCCAGCGAGAGCGGAGCUGCGUUCUUUAUCAGGUGGAGAUUCAGCUGGGAGUCGGCCACUGCAGCCUCGGUCAGCCUGGGAAACACUUUCUUCUGCUGGAGCUCUCCCACCAACCAGAGCCGAGAUGCCCAAAACAGUCAAUGUACGCGUCACCACCAUGGACGCAGAGCUGGAGUUUUCCUUCCACCCAAACACCACAGGGAAGCAGCUCUUUGACCAGGUUGCCAGGACCAUUGGACUGCGUGAGAUUUGGUACUUUGGGCUGCAGUUCGUCGACGCCAAAGGAUUCAUCACCUGGCUGAACUUUGAAAAGAAGGUGAUGGUCCAGGAAGUGAGGAAGGAGACUCCCCUGCAGUUCAAGCUGAAGGCCAAGUUUUACCCGGAGGACGUGGCCGAGGAGCUGAUCCAGGACGUCACCCGGAGGCUCUUCUUCCUGCAGGUGAAGGAGGACGUUCUCAGUGAGGACAUCUACUGCCCUCCAGAGUCCGCCGUGCUGCUGGCCUCUUACGCCGUCCAGGCCAAGUACGGAGAGUUGGACAAGUCCACGCAUCGCCAGGGUUACCUGUCCUCUGACCGCCUGCUGCCCAAGAGAGUGCUGGAACAACACAAGCUGUCCAAGGAGCAGUGGGAGGAGAGGAUCCAGGUUUGGCACGAGGAGCACAGAUCGAUGCUGAAGGAAGACGCCAUGAUUGAGUACCUGAAGAUCGCUCAGGACCUGGAAAUGUACGGCGUCAACUACUUUGAGAUCAAGAACAAGAAGGGCUCAGACCUGUGGCUGGGAGUCGACGCUCUGGGACUGAACAUCUAUGAGAAGGACGAUAGGCUGUCUCCAAAGAUUGGAUUUCCCUGGAGUGAAAUCAGAAACAUUUCUUUCAAUGAUAAGAAAUUCAUAAUCAAGCCCAUAGAUAAGAAAGCUCCUGAUUUUAUCUUCUACGCUCCACGUCUGCGAGUCAACAAGCGCAUCCUGCAGCUGUGCAUGGGCAACCACGAGCUGUACAUGCGCCGCCGCAAGACGGACACCAUCGAGGUCCAGCAGAUGAGGGCUCAGGCCAAAGAGGAGAGGCUGCACAAGAAGAUGGAGAGGGAUCAGCUGGAGAGUGAGAAGAAGAAGAGGGAGACCAUCGAGAGAGAGAAGGAGCAGAUGGAGAGAGAGAAGCAGGAGCUGAUGAUGAAGCUUUACGAGUUUGAAGAGACAACCAAGAGAGCAGAGCGAGAGCUUCAGGAGCAGCUGGACAGGGCCAUGAGGCUGGAGGAGGAGAGGAGGAGGGUGGAGCAGGAGGCGGCCCGGCUGGAGGCUGAGAGGAUGGAGGCCAUAAUAGCCAAGGAGGAGCUGGCCAGGCAAGCUGAGGACCAGAUAAAGAGCCAGGAGCAGCUGGCCGCAGAGCUGGCCGAGUACGGCGCCAAGAUCGCUCUGCUGGAGGAGGCCAAGAAAGUCAAGGAGGAAGAGGCUGAGUCAUGGCACAGCAAGGCUAUUGAAGUGGAGGAGAGCCUGAUCAGAACGAAGGAGGAGCUGCAUAGUGUGAUGGCCUCUCCUAACUCAGCUCCUGUUGAGAAACAAGCUUCCUCUUCCUCCUCUUCCUCCUCCUCCUCGGACAACGAGAGCGACCACGAGCACAGCGAGGAGAACAGCACCUACAGCGCCGAGCUGCAGACGCAGGGCAUCAACGACCACCGCCAGGAGGAGGAUCGGCUCACCGAGGCCGAGAAGAACGAGCGCCUGCAGAAACAGCUGAGGGACCUGAGCUCGGAGCUCGCUGAAGCCCGAGACGACAACAAGAAGACCCAGAACGACCUGCUCCACGCCGAGAACGUCCGAGUCGGCCGCGACAAGUACAAGACCCUGCGUCAGAUCCGUCAGGGCAACACCAAGCAGAGGAUUGAUGAGUUUGAGGCCUUGUAGAAAACCUCAGAGACCUGAAGAUCUCUCCUUAAAUACCUCAUGAAGGCCUCGUGUGAUGUAAUUGCAGCCACACCUGAUUUUUUAAGAAAACCCAGAAAAGCAUGAAGCUGAUCUGUGUAAGAGUACCUCCAUGAGAUUUAUUAUAUCGGUUUAACUUUUGCUUGAAAAGCACUGUUUUGUUUUGUUUUUUCUUUGUAGCACUCAAACAUCUCCAUGUGCUGUUUAGUCCCAUUAAAACAUUAAAACAUGAAAACAUUAGCAGAAAGCUACUGUGUUCCAGAUAUACUGUGUGAAGAAAUAACUGAUAAACAAUCAACAAAUGUAUUAGAGUUUGGCUUUGUAGUUCUGUUAUUAUAAUAAAGUGGUUAAAUUUAGAUUUAUUUAAUUAAUGACCUGUAAACUGCUACAAGCAAUAACUUUUAUAAUUAAUGUAUUGAUUUUGUUUUUUCAUUAUCAUGUCUUUACGAUGCUGUUUUGUCCAACGACCAGCCCAAAACUCAAACAUAUUAAAUUUAUAACAAUAUUAAACAGAAGCAAACAGCAAAUCCUCUCGUUUGAGAAGCUGAAACCAGAAAAUAUUUGGCAAUUUUGCUUAAUAAAUGACUUAAAGUGAUGAAUCUAUCAAAAUUGUUGCUGAAUAAUUUUCUGUUGAUUAAUUGAUAAAGCAAUGAAAGAUAGUUUUAAUUUUCUGAUAUUUAACGUUUUGUAUAAUAGCUCAUAAAUAUUUUCCUCCUCCAUGCCAUAAAAUAAUGAAACCAUACAUU